Molecule: messenger RNA, 552 nt
Organism: Phytophthora infestans T30-4
Lineage: Eukaryota; Oomycota; Peronosporomycetes; Peronosporales; Peronosporaceae
Exons: 4
Coding region: 1-552 (183 amino acids)
Source: RefSeq, a predicted model, not a curated record
AUGGGCAAAGUCCUGCCCGGCUACACGGACCCUCACCUGCAGUGCGUCACGCCUUCCGUUACCACGUUGAAGGAGCUGCUAUCGGACCUUGAGUAUGCACAGAACGUGAGCGGCUUCCAUGACUCCAGCCUCAACGUCGACACUGCCGUCCUGAAUGCCACACUAACAGCACUGUGCAUUCAUCUUGAAGAGGAGCUGUGGCAAACAGCGACACAAAAGAAGCAGCAAUUUGUCCGUGUAGACCUCAAGGCGUGUAUCAACAUCAAGAUCAUCGCAGGGGGCAGGGAUAUAGACAUACAUUCAGCUCCGCAGGUCCAAGAGUACACGUACCGCACGAGGCACGAUGACACCCUUGAUAGCCUUUGUUACGUGACCAAAGAGGCAAACGGACAGCAUAACGCCCGCCCUGCCGGGUUCGGAGCAUCAUUCGAGACAGCUUGGGUGGACACUUGCAGGCUACCCUUAGCGGGUGAGGUGGAGCUUGGAGAGACCGCUAAGAAACUGGAGAGCGCGCUGCUGUCGGCCAUGCCUAUGGCGCGGAUUCAGAAGUGA